AUGGCGCCGCAUCGAGACAUUGAGCUCAACGCCUUCAACAAUCUCGAAAUCAAGGAGGAGUCGCUCACUCACGGCAGCUCCUACAGCAUGCGCGAGCCCGACUACCAAGACCGGCCGCCUCCGCGAUUCCACCGCUUCAUCGACAGCUUCAAGCCCGACACCGACACCACCUUCUUCCCGAGCGACCAUCUCAGCCAAGUCAACAGUUCCAGUGCCACAGCCCGCAGCCAUGGCACCUACUACUACGACUUGCAUCUCGCCGCCGUCGAGUCCGCCAACACGGGCCUCGCGCGCAAGCUCAAGGGUAGGCACCUGCAGAUGAUUGCCAUCGGAGGCUCAAUAGGUACCGGCCUGUUUGUUGCAUCGGGCAAGGCUCUGCAAGACGGAGGGCCCGCAUCGUUGCUCAUCGCCUUCAUGAUCGUUGGCUCCAUGCUGUACUGCACAUGUCAGGCCCUCGGAGAACUGGCCGUCAUCUUCCCCAUCGCCGGAUCAUUCUCCUCGUGGGCCACGCGGUUCCUCGACCCCUCAUGGGGAUUUGCCAUGGGUUGGAAUUAUGCAUUACAAUGGCUGGCUGUUUUGCCACUGGAAAUCAUCGCGGCAUCCCUGACCAUUCGCUACUGGACGGAUAAGCUGCCUAGCGCUAUAUUCGUGACCCUAUUCCUCAUCGCUAUCCUGCUCAUCAACCUAUUCGGCGUGAAAGGAUAUGGCGAAGCCGAGUUUACCUUCUCCAUUAUCAAAGUCAUUGCCGUCAUCGGCUUCAUUCUUCUCGGCAUCGUACUCAACUGCGGAGGGACGCCGGAUCGUGGCUACAUCGGCGGCGAAUACUGGCACAAUCCCGGCGCAUUUCACAACGGCUUCGAAGGGCUGUGCAGUGUGUUCGUGACUGCUGCUUUCGCCUUCACGGGCACAGAGCUUGUCGGGCUUGCAGCUGCCGAGACCGCCAAUCCUAGAAAAUCUUUGCCGACAGCCAUUAAGCAGGUGUUUUGGAGAAUCACGCUCUUCUACAUCGUGGCCCUCACGCUUGUGGGCCUGCUGGUACCUUACAACGACCCCCGACUCCUCGACGCCACAAACAGUGCCGACGCCAAGGCAUCGCCUUUUGUCAUCGCCAUCGAGGAAGCGGGAAUACAGGUUCUCCCGUCGGUCAUGAACUCGGUCAUCCUCAUCGCCGUGUUGUCGGUGGGCAACUCGGCAGUGUUUGGAUCCUCGCGGACGCUCGUCGCUCUCGCCAAAAUGAGGCAGGCGCCCAAGAUCUUGGGCUACGUGGACAAGCGCGGACGACCGCUUGUAGCCAUCGUCGUGGCUGCCGCAUUGGGCCUGCUCGCAUAUCUCGCCGACCUCAGGCACCAGAAUAACGUGCUCGACUGGCUUCUCGCCAUAUCGGGUCUCUCGACGGUGUUCACCUGGGCGUCCAUCUGCCUGUGUCACAUUCGCUUCCGCCGCGCGUGGGCGUACCAUGGACGCAGCCUCAGCUCGAUACCCUUCAACUCGCAAGUCGGUGUCCUGGGCUCGUAUGUCGGCUUGACGCUCAACGUUCUGGUCCUCAUCGCUCAGUUUUGGGUCGGCGCAUUCCCGAUCGGGUGGCGCGAAAUGGCGGCGACGGACGUGGCGCGGAACUUCUUCCUCAAGUACAUGGGCGUGCCCAUCAUCUUCCUUUUCUACAUCUCUCACAAAAUCCUUUUCCAUACCCGAUACGUCAAAGUGCGGGAGAUGGACGUCGAUACCGGCCGACGCGACUUUAACCUGCCCAUCCUAGUGGCACAAGAGCAGGAGGAGAAGGCGUCGUGGCCCACGUGGAAGAAGUUUUACAAGUUUAUCUGUUAA
Messenger RNA from Purpureocillium lilacinum, 1824 nucleotides. RefSeq names its product glyceraldehyde-3-phosphate dehydrogenase 1. Gene Ontology annotation, molecular function: amino acid transmembrane transporter activity. NCBI's taxonomy places the organism in Eukaryota, Fungi, Ascomycota, Sordariomycetes, Hypocreales, Ophiocordycipitaceae. Gene Ontology annotation, biological process: amino acid transmembrane transport. The record is from RefSeq and is a predicted model, not a curated record. Gene Ontology annotation, cellular component: membrane.